AUGGCAGAUCCGCUGUGUUGUUGGGAAUUUCGUCGCUUCGUGCCCGUGUUAUUGUACAGGUGGAAACAGGCCAAGCCGAGCAAGGUUUUUCAGGCUUUGAGGUUGGAUGUUGCGCAGUUGGCCGACGCGCUGCAGAUGCCUGUAGCACGUCGCACGUUCCUGUCCCUGAGAGCAGAAGCGGAGAGGGUGAAGAAGGGAGGACAACCGACACCACCGCAAUCACAACCUUUCAUCUCACGGCCUCCGUAUUCUGUCACGACGGAGGCCUUGCUAAUGUGGUUGCUAUACCAUUCGAGCAGUCGGAAGUUGGAGUCGCACAGGGUCCGCGCGCAGGCGAUGAUCUUGGCGCUGCUGUGCUGUUUCCUAAGCCCCGAGAUCCAUGCCAAUAUGGCCUGGGACGACAUCUGGUCGGAUCAAGUUUGUGCAUGUUGCGACGGCGACCUCGGCCAUGCCACCUGCGCCCACUUCCGGGCGGCUCCGCCCAGGCCACGACCCGGAAGGGACGGCAACCAGGAUUUGGUCGAAAGUAUGGUCAAAUUUGCUAAGCUCGUUCCCGUCUGCGGUGCCAGUGCCGAGGCUUUGCGGCGACUGCUCCAGUUCAUUUCCGCGGCCGUCUAUGCCGGGGCAUCCGUUGGUGCCAGCGACAAUUCGUGCAAGCAGAGGCCCCUCCGCGGCCGGAAGAGGCAGCUUAGGACGGAUGAGGAUUACAAACACCACGUCAUGGUGCAGUUGCCUAAGAAGAGAGCGAUCAUGGGCGGCAGCAUGGCGCUUGCUUGUGACUCCGACAUGCGCGACGAGAGCAGGGGCAGGGAUUGGUUGUGCCAGCAGGUCAACGAGUACCUCCACUCUGGAUGGCACCAGUUGGCCAGUCAUGGGCCUCUGCGCCGGCCCAUGUCCUUAGUGGAGGAUGCUGCGAGGCUGGGCAACCCGAAACAGGAGACAGAGGUGUCCAGCAUCUGGAUCCCCGAACUGCAGACUGGCAGGUUCCUUCCUGCACAGGUGCUCCCAGACUUUCGUGGUUCGGACACCAAAGCACGUUCGAAACUCAAGCCCCGUUCUGUGGAUUUGAUCAGGGACAGGAUUCGGGCCUUUCUCGAGAAGAAGAAGGCAGUCGCCAAUGGCCGUGGGACUAUGACGAUAAAGCAAGCACGUUUGGCCAACAAGUAUUCUCUCAUGGCCACCGACAACGCGCUGAGGGGCGGCCUGGGUUGCAGCGGCCUGUCCGAGUUCAAGCCGUCCCACGUUGUCGGCCGACUUGGCCCCGACGAGGAGAGAUACAUGGUGCCGCUCGCGUCCUUGCCAGCCCCGUUGCAGGCUGGCGCCUGCAGCAGGGUCCAGAGAAGCUGCGUGAGGAACUUGACGACAGGCGUUCGGCGUCUGGAAGUUGCGUGGGGAAAGCCUCGUCCGAGCUUGCACUCAGUGAUUGACAUGGGCUCGAUCGGUUUCCCUGCAAAGAUGCACUUGUAUUUCAAUCCGAAGAAGGAUCGCUGCAUCAGAGGUUCUUUGGAGAUGGACCCGGCGCACCGCAGGCACGACAAUCAAUAG
Messenger RNA from Prorocentrum cordatum, 1545 nucleotides. Lineage: Eukaryota; Dinophyceae; Prorocentrales; Prorocentraceae. The record is from the annotation of a GenBank genome assembly.